Molecule: messenger RNA, 600 nt
Organism: Pyrenophora tritici-repentis Pt-1C-BFP
Lineage: Eukaryota; Fungi; Ascomycota; Dothideomycetes; Pleosporales; Pleosporaceae
Product: DUF846 domain containing protein
Biological process (GO): vesicle-mediated transport; protein secretion
Cellular component (GO): Golgi membrane
Source: RefSeq, a predicted model, not a curated record
AUGGAGCCCGCACAAACCGCUCCGACAGCGCCGGCACCUGGCUCGCUGAGCUGGCGUCUAAGCAGCCAUCCUAUUACACUUCUUACGUUUCUCUUUUUCCGCAUCUCAUCCCUAAUAGUCUACCUCCUCGGCCUACGUCUCCUAACGUCAAACUUCGUCCUAAUCUUCAUCAUCACCAUCCUGCUGCUAGCCAUGGACUUCUACUACCUCAAGAACAUUGCUGGCCGGCGGCUGGUGGGCCUGCGGUGGUGGAACGAAGUCGACGUCAACACGGGUGACGGACGGUGGGUGUUUGAGAGUCUAGACCCGGAGACGGGCAGGCAGAUUAAUGCGACGGAUAAGCGGUUUUUUUGGCUGGCGUUGUAUGCGCAACCUGUGCUGUGGGUUGUGUUGGCGGUUGUGGCGUUGAUUAGUUUGGAGUUUAUUUGGUUGACGCUUGUUGUCAUCGCGCUCGUCCUUACGAUUACGAAUACGCUCGCCUUCUCGAGAUGCGACAAGUUUAGCCAGGCCACGGGCUUUGCUUCAAAUGCCAUGUAUGGCUCUGGUCUCGCGAGUAGUCUGGCUAGUAACAUGCUGUCGGGCAUCUUCAACAGACGAUGA